This is a messenger RNA of Fragaria vesca subsp. vesca, 2007 nucleotides long. It is a transcript of the gene YUC2, whose product is annotated as flavin-containing monooxygenase YUCCA4-like. Gene Ontology annotation, molecular function: flavin adenine dinucleotide binding; monooxygenase activity. NCBI's taxonomy places the organism in Eukaryota, Viridiplantae, Streptophyta, Magnoliopsida, Rosales, Rosaceae. Bases 514 to 1737 code for a protein of 407 amino acids. The record is from RefSeq and is a predicted model, not a curated record. Gene Ontology annotation, biological process: auxin biosynthetic process. The transcript is spliced from 4 exons. Gene Ontology annotation, cellular component: endoplasmic reticulum membrane.
UCCCCGUUCUUCUCAAAUCUAACUCGUAUCAAAGAGCACCAUAGAAAUAUGUAUUUAUAUCUUCCCCUUCCUCCAUUGCAUAAAGCCUACUACUAUUACCUCUCUGCACACAGAGCAGAAACUAGCCUUGAGAAACAGAGCCAAAUCCUUUUCCUUAACCUUCACGCCUCCAUUAAAAGCAGCUUAAACCUUUCUCUCUAUCUCUGCUCCUCUCUCAUAAUUACUCUGUUUCUCUCGCUCUGUCUUCGACACAUUUAAAAAGGGUCUCUCUCGGUCCUCCACAGAGCCCCUCAUCACUGAUUCGAAGCUUGCCUCCUUUCUUUAAACCCCUCUUUGAAUUCUUUGAAUUCCAAGUACCUUGUUUUUUAGUUUCCCACCUCAUCUUUCCUCAGCAAAACAGAGCAAGAGAAAACAGAGCCUUUAAAACAGAGCAACUUACUCUCUGUUUUCCCUAUCCCAAAUCUUCUUUCUUUCUUUCUUUCACUUCCCCUCAUUUUCUUGGACUCUUCAAGAAUGGGUUCUUGCAAAGACCCGAAACCUAAUUGUGAGUUCGUCGAAGGGCCUAUAAUCGUAGGUGCAGGACCAUCUGGUCUCGCAGUAGCUGCUUGCUUAUCCAACCAUGGCGUCCCUUCUCUGAUUCUUGAGAAAAGCAACUGCAUAGCUUCUCUAUGGCAGCACAAGACUUACGACCGACUCAAACUUCAUCUACCUAAACAGUUUUGCCAGCUUCCUCUAAUGGGGUUCCCUGAAGACUUCCCAAAAUACCCAACAAAGCAACAGUUCAUUAACUACAUGGAGUCCUAUGCUUCCCACUUCUCAAUCAAGCCGAGCUUCAACCAGGCCGUCCAAAACGCUGCGUUUGAUUCGGCUUCGGGGCAUUGGAGGGUUCAGACCCAAGAUUUUGAGUACAUUUCCCGGUGGCUUAUUGUGGCCACCGGAGAAAAUGCCGAGCCGGUGAUUCCCGAUAUUCAUGGGAUUGACAAGUUUAAAGGUCUAAUUCGUCAUACCAGUUUGUACAAAACUGGCAAAGAUUUCAGAAAUCAAAGGGUUUUGGUUAUUGGGUGUGGGAAUUCUGGUAUGGAAGUCAGCUUAGACCUUUGCAGAAACAAUGCAACCCCUCAUAUGGUUGUUAGGAACACUGUUCAUGUUCUACCAAGGGAGAUGUUUGGCUUCUCAACCUUUCAGAUAGCAAUGACACUUCUUAAAUGGAUUCCGGUAAAACUCGUGGACCGGAUCCUUCUUCUGGUAGCUAGUUUGACUCUCGGCAACACAGAUCAAUUGGGCCUCCGCCGGCCUAAGACCGGUCCAAUCGAGCUCAAAGCCGCCACCGGAAAGACCCCGGUGCUUGAUGUUGGAGCAUUGUCACUAAUAAAAUCCGGCAAAAUAAAGGUGGUGGAAAAUGUGAAGGAGAUAACAAUCAAUGGAGCCAAAUUUAUGAAUGGACAAGAAAAGGAGUUUGAUUCUAUAAUCCUGGCAACUGGAUACAAGAGCAAUGUUCCUACUUGGCUCAAGGGUUGUGAUUUUUUCACCAAAGAAGGAAUGCCCCGAGCCCCUUGUCCUAGCUGUUGGAAAGGAAGUGAUGGACUUUACACGGUCGGCUUCUCCAGAAAAGGCCUCUCCGGAACGGCAUACGACGCCGUCGAGAUAGCAAAAGACAUUGCUGACCACUGGAAGACAAGCAAAGACUGCAAGGGUAGUGUUGCUUCUUGUGAUUCUCAUGUCAUCCUACUCAAAUGACGACGACGAAAAUAAUUUGUAUAAAAGGGCAAAAAAAAAAAAAAAAAUAGGAGUUUAGGUUAUUCUCUGAGUUAGGUCACUUAGGUGUAUUUUUACAGGGGGGAUAGUUAAUUUUUCACCUAGCUAGCGAGUCUUUGUACUAGUUCAAUUUUCUUAGUUUACUCUGGGUUUCUUCAUGUAUAUGCAACAAUUUUGCUUGGGGCGUCACAUCUCCUUUCGGCCACUUAACUUUGUACAAAUAAUUUCAGAAAUAGAAUGUUAUUUUUCAGC